CCCCCUUGUCUUUCAAUAAAGCAUCUGCUGAAGCCCUCCUCCCUGAGUUACUCCACAGGAAGACAGGAACUGGCCACAGGAACCGGUCGCAGCUCCUGGUGUGGGCAAGAUGGAAGCCAACUUCUCCAUCUCUCUGAAUAGAUCUGCUGAGAUGCUCCAUGAGUCUACUGGCUACACUGUUGUGCAGAUUAUCUCAUUGGUGAUUCAAGGGAUCACCUUUGUUCUCGGCAUCCUGGGCAAUGGGCUUGUGAUCUGGGUGGCUGGAUUCCGGAUGGCACGCACAGUCACCACCUUGUGUUACCUGAACUUGGCCUUAGCUGAUUUCUCUUUCCUGGCCACUCUACCAUUCCUCAUGGUGAGAAGUAUCAUGAAAGAACAAUGGCCUUUUGGCUGGUUCCUAUGCAAGUUAAUUUACAUUGUAGUGGACAUUAACUUGUUUGGAAGUGUCUUCCUCAUUGCUUUCAUUGCUCUGGAUCGCUGUAUUUGUGUCCUGCACCCAGUCUGGGCCCAGAACCACCGCACUGUAACUCUGGCUACAAAACUGAUCUUUGUACCCUGGAUUCUUGCACUAGUUCUUACCUUGCAAAUUUUCAUCUUCCAGACUACAGUAAAUAUCAGUGGGAAUGUGUACUGUACUUUCAACUUUGUAUCGUGGGGUGACACCCCUCAAGAGCGGCUGAAGGUGGCCAUCACCAUGCUGACAGCUAGAGGGGUCAUCCGGUUUGUCAUUGGCUUCACUAUGCCAAUGUCCAUCGUCGCUAUCUGCUACGGGCUCAUUGCUGUCAAGCUCUCUAAAAAAGGCAUGCUUAAUUCCAGCCGUUCCUUACGGGUUCUCACUGCUGUUGUGGCUUCCUUCUUUGUUUGUUGGUUCCCCUUUCAACUGCUUGCCCUUCUGCACACAGUUUGGUCCAGAGAGAUAUCACCCGGCAGUAAGUACAAAGUCCUUGUCAUCCUGGUUAACCUAGUGAGAUCCCUGGCCUUCUUCAACAGCUGCCUCAACCCAAUGCUCUAUGUCUUCAUUGGCCAAGACUUCCGAAAGACACUGAUCCACUCUCUGCCUGCCAGCCUGGAGAGGGCCAUGACCGAGGACUCAGCCCCAGCCAGUGAUACAACAACCAAAUCUGCUUCACCUCCUUCAGAGGCUGAGUUACAGGCAAUGUGAGGAGGCAGGAGGACAUUUUCAAGCUCUGCCUGUUCCUACCCUGAUCCCGGUUCCAGCUUCGUAUUACCUUGGGUCACAAUGAGCCACUCAUCAUGACAACUACUAUGGUGCCCUCAGAAUGGUCGGAAGAAAUGGACUUAUGGCUAUUAUUUCUGUCAUUUAUGGCUUUGGCACCACACCAUAUACCCUGCGGUUAGUGGAGGUGGUAAAGAGUACAAGGGUAGAGAAGAGAAAGAGUGAUGGAGAAUCUAUGAAGCUUAGAUGAGAGAGUAUAUUAAAGGGACAACUUUGGUACUUCACCGUUUAGUAAGAUGUUUACUAUGGCUGUUUUGUAAGUAUUUCUUAUCAGACUACAGAAUUCUUUUUCUAUACCCAGCUUACAAGAGUUUCUUCCUUUUUAAAUCAUGAGUCGCUACUGCAUUGUAUCAAAUGCAUUUCUGAAUAUGUUAAGAUGAUCAUAUUAUUUUUUCUUUUCAUUUACAUCAUAAAUUAUAUUUUUUAUUAUAUUCUUAUUGAUUUCAGAGAGGAAGAGAGAGAGAGAGAGGUAGAAAGAUCAAUGAUGAGAGAGAAUCAUUGACUGGGAAUUGAGCCCGCACCCCAGGCAUGUGGUCUGACUAGGAAUCAAACCAUAACCUCCUGGCUCAUAGGUUGACGCUCAACCACUGAGCUACACUGCCUCAGCGAUUAUAUUCAUUUCUGAAUGUUAAAGUAGCCUUGUAUUCCUAGAAUAAGCCAGACUUGCUCAUGAUGUAUUUUAUAUAUUUCUAAUAAAUCUUACUUGACUGGUUUGGAAUUCUGCAUUCAUGUUUAUGUGAAGAUUGGUCUGUUCUUUCGCUUUCCUCUAAUGCCUGUGUCAGGUUUUAACCAACUUAUACUGGCCUCCUGGAAAGAGCUGGGAAGUGAUUCCCUGAUUCUUUUCUCUGGUGUUAUAAGUUUAUAAAUGUUUAGAGAAAUUUACCAGUGAAGCCAUUUGGGUUUGGGGUUUUUUUUAUGAGAAGGGUUUAAUAACAGGCUCUAUUACUUGAGUAGUGGUUAGAAUCUCCAGAUUUUUCUAUUCCUGUCAGUUUUAAUCAACUCUGACUUUCAAAAAAUUUAGCAUUUCAUACAAACUAUCAAAUGUAUUGGCAUGAAACAGUAUAACUAUUUACAGUAAUGGUAUGGCCUCCUUUACAUAUGACAAUAUAAGCUCUCUGAGGGCAGGGAUCUGGUCUGUACUGUUCUCUAAUGAAUCAUGAUAACCAAUGUGCAAAAUAGUAUCUGAUAUGUGACAGAUACUUAAUAUGUAGUUAUUGAAUUAAUGAAACAAUAAACAGUAUCAUGCAGGUGUCAAGUGAGAAUCUUUGAUGUCCAAUUAAAAUUAUCUCUACACUCAUGUCAUGAAUUGAGCCAUGUCCAGUGAACUCUUAUCCCCAUGCCCACAAUUUUUACAAAUCCUCAUUCUGUUUAAAUUUUUAUGACCACCUCAGGUUUUGACUUUCUAUUUUAAGUAAAGUACUCUGGCUGUUGACUGAUGACUGUGUUUUGAAAUAAAAUCAAUCCAUAAUGGUA
This is a messenger RNA of Myotis daubentonii (Daubenton's bat), 2710 nucleotides long. RefSeq names its product N-formyl peptide receptor 2-like. NCBI's taxonomy places the organism in Eukaryota, Metazoa, Chordata, Mammalia, Chiroptera, Vespertilionidae. Gene Ontology annotation, biological process: inflammatory response; complement receptor mediated signaling pathway; phospholipase C-activating G protein-coupled receptor signaling pathway. Gene Ontology annotation, cellular component: plasma membrane. The record is from RefSeq and is a predicted model, not a curated record. Gene Ontology annotation, molecular function: N-formyl peptide receptor activity; complement receptor activity.